GAAGUGUACGCACAACCAGAAUAAUCUACAACGUCGACCGCUUUUUUCUUCCUGUAACUGAACUUUCAAUAGGAACUUCGAUGGAAUCUCUAGAGAAUACUUCAGAAGCAGAAAAGUUUUUGAUCAGAGCAGGUCUCCAUGACUACGUCGGAGAAUUCAAGAAACAAAAGUUUGAAAAAAUGUCAGACCUUAAACUCUUUCUGAGCUUAGACAAUAAUUCCUGGGUUGUCGACAAGUUGAAUCUGCCAGUAUGUGUUUUGCUUCAAUUGCAAGAAGCAUUAAAACACCACUCUUCAGAAAAAACAGGUGAUGCAGAACAGUGUUCAUCAGGGAUCAAUGACAAAGUCCAGUCAAACAACUGUAUGGACACAGACACAAAUGAAUGUAAAGCAUCAAAUGAGGCAUCGCCUAAAGAGCUAAAGAAAUCAGAGAUUUUAAAGUUACAGAAAACGAAUGUAGAAGCACAAUCUGCAAAUGAAGAAUUGAAGACUUUUACCACUUAUUUGGCAGGGAAGGUCAAAGCAACAAAGUGGCAUGGAGGAGGAGCCUUGAGGUUGUCUUCUGGGACAACACACGAAGAAGCGCAGGCUAAUAACCUGCUGGUCAAUGUCAUCCUCGAUGACAAAGCCAUCAAGUAUGGAAAGUGUGUUGUAAGAGGCCAUGGUGUGGUUACACUUGACAGGAAGCGUGCAAAGGCCUUCAUCGGGAAUAAACUGUCCCAUACAAGAAAACCAAGUGCAUAUAAGGGAAAAGAUAACAAAAAGAGCAAAACGACUUGUGAAGGAGAAAAGGAGCAACCAACUAGAAGGCUCCCUCUAGAACCUGAGGUAAUUAUUGCUGUUCCUGAUGUUCAGGAGGAACAAGCGAAGAGUAGAUUCCAGCAUGAAGAAAUUGCUGACAUUGAGGAGGAACAACAGAUAAGAAAAAGGCCCCAUCUCAAAGAAAUUGCUGAUGAGGAGCAACCUAAUAAAAAAAAGGGUCGCCCAAGAGAAAGAUGCAAGCGACUGUAACGKGGAAGAAAAUGAAGAGGAACAAGAGCAGUGUCAAUUUUUGCGGCAACGCAAUGAAAGAAUAGAACGUAACAAACAAUUCCUGCGGGAAAUUGGAUUGGUAAGAAU
Molecule: messenger RNA, 1118 nt
Organism: Exaiptasia diaphana
Lineage: Eukaryota; Metazoa; Cnidaria; Anthozoa; Actiniaria; Aiptasiidae
Exons: 14
Coding region: 81-1010 (309 amino acids)
Source: RefSeq, a predicted model, not a curated record